This is a messenger RNA of Closterium sp. Yama58-4, 657 nucleotides long. The record is from the annotation of a GenBank genome assembly. Lineage: Eukaryota; Viridiplantae; Streptophyta; Zygnematophyceae; Desmidiales; Closteriaceae.
AUGGCAUGGCAGGUGGCGGAGAUGCGGGGGGGCAUGGCAGUGCUGUCAGACGCCUCCACAGGCACCACCAUUCUGCUGGCGCUGCCCAUGGGGGGAGGGGAGCACGCCAGCCGCACGGGAGAUGAGGAGCGGAGUAGGGAGGAAUGCGGCGAGUCAGAAGGGGCUAGUGAGGAGCGUGUGGAGCGUGUGGAGGGGGGAAGCGGAUCGCAGGAAGGCAUGGAAGGGCCAGGCAGUGGUGCCACUGCGCAACCAGCAGCACCACAGCAGCGGCAGGCAGCAGGGGCACGAGCGUUGGUGCAUGCGCACACGUUUCCGCAAGCAGAGGUGGAGCAGGCCGGGGCGGGCGUGGAUGGUGCGGGGGAGGCGGAGCGGGUGGUGCGGGCGGUGGUGGCGGGGCGGCGGGUGGCGGUGGUGGAUGACAACGCGGUGAACCGCAUGGUGGCAAGGAGAACGCUGCAGGGCUACGGGGCGCACGUGCUGCUGCUGCCCUCCGGGGAGGAGGUGAUCAAGACGCUCUCCUCUGCUCUUGAGGCGCCUCAACAGGCGCUCUUCUCUGCCCGUGACCCGCCUCAACAGGCGCCCUCCUCUGCCACGCCCUCCCCGCCCAUCCACCUGCUGCUCCUCGACCUGCACAUGCCGCCCGGCAUCGACGGGUGA